CUGGCUGGCUGACUAUAACAGUGUUGGUAAAGAAGUGUAAGCGUACUGUCAUGUAUUUAAGUGUCGAAAUUUAAAAAGAGAACGUUUUUGUUUUUGUUUUUGUUUCUCGUUUGUAAUAAGAUGAUGGUUCAGAACUUUUUCGGUGGACCGUUAGUGAGACAAUAUGUUGUGGUGAUUUUAGUGAACCUGAGCUUGUUUAGCUGUGGCCUGGGCUUAUCAUGGCCUUCUCCAGUCCUCGUGAAAUUGAGAGAUGUCGACAGUCCGGUACUGGAUAAACCCAUCACCGAGGAGGAGGGAUCAUGGAUAGUAUCCAUUGGGUUUCUCACUGGAGUAUUCUGCAACUUCAUACCGGGUCUCAUACUCGAUCGCAUCGGACGCAAGUACUGCAUACUCAUCGGAAUCAUCCCAAAAAUCAUGUCAGCACUAUUCUUGCUGUUUGCUUCUAAAGUCUGGAUGUUAUUCCUGGGCAGAGCACUUAAUGGGAUGUCAGAUGCUUUUAUAUUCACUGUUGUACCUAUGUACGCCUCGGAAGUUGCUAGUGUGAGUUUUUAAUUUGUCUAAUUUUCUUAACGUAUACCUAAAAUACACUUUAUGACUGUCUGUGGAUUAUUAUUGCAAACUGUCUUAUCUAAAAGUAUGAAUUUCGUUAUUCUUAACGUUAUUCUGUAGGCAAUCAUUGUUUAUUACGACGAUUUACUUAGUCAAUAUUUAGAGUGUACCUACACACAAUACAAAGGUUAAAACUU
This is a messenger RNA of Diatraea saccharalis (sugarcane borer), 746 nucleotides long. The record is from the annotation of a GenBank genome assembly. NCBI's taxonomy places the organism in Eukaryota, Metazoa, Arthropoda, Insecta, Lepidoptera, Crambidae.